CCUACCCGUUGUCUCAGUACAAACAUUUCGCUACACCCGCAAUAACAUCUGCUAAAUGUGUGUAUGCGACUAAUACAAUUUUAUUUUAUUUUGAUUUGAAGUAGGCUGUGGUGUGAAGUCGACUCGAGUGCGAAAGUGCGCAUGCUCCAGCACUCGCGUGUGUGGGAAACUUCAUUGGGUACGUUACGGUGUAUAUGGACACUUGUCUACCGGAUUUCUAUCACUGUUCUGGAAAAAAAAGACAUUCUGAAGAAAAUAUACUGUUUGCAGUGUUUUCACUGGACAUCUAGCCUACCUCAAAACAGUUUGAAAGGACAUAAUACGUUUAUAAACGCUCCGAACAGGAUGACUAAGGUGAUUAACACACAGGAACCUGUGAUGGAGGACUUCAGUGUAGCUGCAGCUGUGUCAGGGGAUCAGGGCAUAUCCUUUCAGAUCUUCCCUGAUACCCAUGAGAGGAAUUCCAAGCUGUCCAAGAGACUUCCCUCUAUUGUGGUGGAGCCCUCUGUUGGGGGCAAUGUGGAGAGUGGGGAACUCCGCUGGCCCCCUAAGGAUCCCAACUCUGCUGAGGUCCCAAGUGGGAUACAGCCCUACAAACACACACCUCUUCAGACAACACAGGACCAGACUGCAGAUGAAGAUCAUAAUCUUGGGGUGAAGGACAGCAGUGAAGUGGUGUCUGGGGCUGUAGUGGAGGAAUCGAACUGAGAAGAUCAUCCACCUCCACAGCUGCUCUUGCUGUGAAUGUGUCCAGAGUAAGAUAGAUAGGCAUGGGCACGGAAGAGAGGGUAGGAGGUACUUGGAGGGUUGUAACCCUUACCUGCACACUGCCAAAACACAUAGGAUUUAAUUUGGAUGUUUAAGCUGGACAGCGAUCUGUAAAGCUGUCUUAAAUAUCUUGCUCACAUUUGCCAUACUACUGGUGGUAGCUACUUUGUGCAGUUUUCAUAUACAUGCAAACUAGAUCACAGCUACGCAGCACUCUCAAAGCUGCAAUAUGUAACUUUUUGGGCGACCCGACCAAAUUCACAUAGAGUUUUAUAGACGUGAGUUUUAUAGUUGUAUAUUGUCAUUAUCAUUGGAAGCAAGUCUAAGAAGUGGUAGAUAUGUUCUAGGUCCACUAUAUGCUUCCCAUUCUUAAGUUUUGUUUUUGUGUCUUUUGCUUUCGGUUUUGUACACCAGCUUCAAACUUAUGAAAAUACAACAUUUUUGGUUAUUGAAAAGAUAUCUCAUGGCGGUUUAGAUGCUUGUUUUUUCACAAACUCAAAUGAGGCAAACUAUUCUAAUUUUAACAACCAGGAAAUGGCAGUGCAAUUUCUGCAUAUUGCACCUGAAUCAUGUUGUUUUCCUUGCUCUGUAGAAAUGCUGAUACUGUGUAAAAACAUGGAGUACUUUUUAACAACUGAGGUGUUUUUGAAAAGCAGCAUUUAAAGUUGUGUCCAGCAUAUACACUCCAAGUAAAAUUUAAGAUGCAUAAAGUGGUGAUAACUGUGGGUGUAGUAAAAAAAACUACUAUUCUGGUUGGCAGUUUUUUACGUCUGGCUUCAUAUGUGUAAGCGUAAUUUGUUUUCUUCAAUAUCUUCUACUAUAAAAAGCAACAGCAUAACAUCCAGAGAUAGUCCGAGUUGUUACAAUCCAUGACAGUGAAAAUGCUGUGUAAUCUAUUUACCGCAACUGCAUUUUUAUCAUCUGCAGUUUUUAUAAACAAUAAAAAUGUGAGUGCUUAGAUUGAAGCCUCGUGUAUUGCAUAAAUAACAGUCUUUAUGCUUGCCAAACGUUUUUUUGUUACCUUGAUUUUUGUCAGCAUGUGCCUAUAUACCUAUCCCCCUCUCUCUCACCCCCUUCAUGUAUAUCCCCUCCCAACCACACACAAUCCUGGCUUGCAAUCCCCAUGUCUGAUGGCUCACUUGAGUCUGGUUUCCUGGUAAAGGUCAGAUACAAUGUUUUCAUCUCGCUAGACAUGAGUGGCAGGGUCUCAAUCUUAUUUUUCCAUCUCUUUCCUUUUUGAAUGUGACCUUUCAGCUGACAAUUUAGUGAAGGUCCCACCUCUGGGAGAACGAGUGGGCAGGAUUGGAGAGUAAGGAGGGAGACAGAGAAAAAAAAUAUGGUGUAGAUAACUUUUUGACAUUUGAAAAAUAGAUAUAUUUUUGAGAAAUGGAAGAUCAAUACUGUGCACUAUUUAAGCCUUGCAGGCCUUAAUGCUCAAAUCAGUUUAGUUUUUCAAAUCCAUUUUGGACUACUGUCUGUCCAAACAGCAAGUACAGUGAACAAGUCAGAUUCUUGAGUUCAGACAGCAGUCAGUUGCUGAUAAGGCUAUGCUAGUUGUCAUAGUAAUUGUGGGUGUGUGUGUAGUACUUACAACUAGUUGUUUAUUGGGGUAUCUGUACUUUACUAAUUAUAUAUUUGACAGCUUUUGCUUCAUUACAUUCCUAAAGAAAAUAAUUUUUUACUCCAUACAUUUUCCCUGACACCCAAAAGUACUUGUUACAUUUUGAAAGGAAAAUGGCCCAAUUCACACACUUAUCAAGGGAACAUCCCUGGUCAUACCUACUACCUCUGAUCUGGUGGAAUCACUAAACACACCUGCUUUGUUUGUAAAUUAUGUUGGAAUGUGACCCCAGCUAUCCGUAAAUUGAAGAAACAAGAAAACUGUGUUGUCUGGUUUGCAUAAUAUAAAUAAUUUGAAAUGAUUUAUAGUUUUGCUUUUUAUACUCAAGUAUAUCUAAAACCAAAUACUUUUAGACUUCUACUCAAAUAGUAUUUUACUGGGUGACUUUCACUUUUACUUGAGUCAUUUUCUAUUAAGGUAUCUUUACUUAUACUCAAGUUUGACAAUUGGAUACUUUUUCCACAACUAUGUGCGGUGGUGUAAGCUGAUUGGUGUUGAUGUUAGUGCUUCCUACACCUCAGAAGUUAUGUAUCAAGCUAAGGUGACAACAAUGCCUGCCAUGUACAUUUCCCAGUUUAUUUUAAUGUUCAAAAUCAUAGGGUAAGAACACGUCUAGGGUUUUUGUAUAUCUAUGGUGUUUUGGUAUGUCUAGGUAAAUGUAGGUCUAUGGUGGCCUGAGUUGGUUCCCAAUCAGAGGAUGCUGUUUAUCGUUGUCUCUGAUUGGGGAUCCUAUUUAGGUUUCCAUUUUGGUUUUGUGGGUUAUUGUCUGUGUAGUUGCAUGUCAGCACUCGUGUCUUAUAGCGUCACUGUCACGCCCUGGCCAUAGUUUACUUUGUAUGUUUCUAUGUUUUGAUUGGUCAGGGUGUGAUCUGAGUGGGCAUUCUAUGUUGGAUGUCUUGUUUGUCUAUUUCUGUGUUUGGCCUGAUAUGGUUCUCAAUCAGGGGCAGGUGUUAGUCAUUGUCUCUGAUUGGGAACCAUAUUUAGGUAGCCUGGGUUUCACUGUGUGUUUGUGGGUGAUUGUUCCGGUCUCUGUGUUUUGCACCAGAUAGGGCUGUUUUCGGUUUUCGUAUGUUUGUUAUUUUGUUAGUUUAUCGUGUAUAGUUUCCUUAUUAAAUAAAAUGAAUCACAACUA
Oncorhynchus masou masou (cherry salmon) is the source of this 3521-nucleotide messenger RNA. RefSeq names its product protein LBH-like. The transcript has 4 exons. Lineage: Eukaryota; Metazoa; Chordata; Actinopteri; Salmoniformes; Salmonidae. The record is from RefSeq and is a predicted model, not a curated record. The coding region runs from base 142 to 708 and encodes 188 amino acids.